CUGCCCGGGAGUGACGUCCCGCCCACUCGCAAGGGCCCCUCGGCAUGGCGGCUCCCUGCAGCCGGAGCGAAUCGGAGCCCAGCUGCGGAGUGAGCCUGGGCUGCCUCCGCGAACAGUAACCCGCCUUUCCGACCCGCCUCACGCCGGGGCAUGGGAAAAGACCGCGAACCACGGAGUCUGGAGGAGUGCUUACAGAGACAAGUCCCCUGAGAAAAGGCCACGCCCACCCAGACAACAAACCCCACCCACCUCAGAAGACGCACCCCUUUACAGAACCAUUCCCACAAUCCAGAGGCCCCAUUCAUUCCAUUAAAGAAUCACCCUCCUCCCUCUUUGCUCCCGCACAUCUCCCAUCUCUCCCUGCCUCUUCAUUCCUCACCCCCCUCUCCACCAUGCCCUGUUCCUGCCCCUUCCCUCUCCCCUCCCCUCCCCGCUCCCUCCACUCUCCUUGCACCCUGGCCCUGCUCGUGGGGUUCCAGUUUGCCUUCGUUGUGUAUUUCUCUCUGGGUGGGUUUCGUGGUCUGGCCUCAGUUCUGAUGCGCUCGACUGGGGGGGACCCCCAGUUUGAUUACUCACAUCCCCACGAUGUCUACACCAACCUGAGCCAGCUGGGGGCGCCGGCGAGCCCAGGGGAAGAACUGGAGAGAGAAAAAGACUGCCUUGAGACAUCACCUUAUCUGGUGGGCCCUGUCUCGGUGCUCCUCUCCUCCCCCCCCUCGCUCUCUCAGAUUGCGGACAGGAACCCCCUGGUGUCUCUGGGGGGGAUGUACCAACCCCCCUCCUGCCAGGCUCUCCACCACACUGCCCUCAUUGUCCCAUAUAGGAACCGACCAGCCCACCUCCGCACCCUGCUCUACCACAUCCACCCCUUCCUGCAGAGACAGCAGCUGCACUACCGGGUCUACAUCGUACACCAGGCUGGUAACUCCACGUUUAACCGCGCUAAGCUCCUGAAUGUGGGGGUGCGCGAGGCUCUUCGUGACGAGGAUUGGGGGUGUCUGUUUCUCCACGAUGUUGACCUGCUCCCCGAGAAUGAUCGCAAUCAUUACGUGUGCGACCCCCGCAACCCCAAACACGUCUCCGUGGCGAUGGACAAGUUCGGAUACCGGCUGCCGUACCCACAGUAUUUCGGGGGGGUCUCGGCUCUGACUCCUGACCAGUACCUCAAGAUGAAUGGAUUCCCAAACCAGUACUGGGGCUGGGGGGGUGAGGAUGAUGACAUUGCGGCCAGGGUUCGUCUCUGCGGUAUGAAGAUCACUCGCCCCCCUAUUUCAGUCGGGCAUUACAAGAUGAUCAAACACCGAGCCGACCAGGGCAAUGAGCAGAACCCCCACAGGUUUGAUCUCUUGAUGCGCACUCACCGCUCCUGGCGCUCAGACGGUCUUAACUCUCUGACCUAUGACCUCCUGUCUCGAGAGCUGCAGCCGCUCUACACCAACCUGUCUGUGAAUAUCGGAGAGGAGCCGCCCAGACCCAAACAGAACCAGGGCCAGAAACGCAAUCAGCCCACACAGAGACCAGAGAACAGGCAGGCCCAACCGCGCCACACAAACCUGUCUGUGAAUAUCAGAGAGGAGCCGCCCCGACCCAAACCCAAGAACCAGACCCUGGGAUACAGACUGCACCUGACCACACAGACACUGACACAGCCCCUCUGCACCAACCAGACUGUGAGCAUUGGAGAGAAGCCAGACCAGAACCCAACACACAGCCUGACACAACCCAGAGUUCAGAACCAGGGGGCAUCCAUACUGAGACUGGAUCAGAACCAACCCACGAUGAGACAGAACCAGGACAAGGGGAGGCCCGCAGGAAAACACAGACAAGACGACAGCAACACACAGGCGAUACAGACAACAUAGACAAGACACAACACAGAGGCUACAGAGACUAGACACAACACAGACGCUACAGACUA
Polyodon spathula (Mississippi paddlefish) is the source of this 1918-nucleotide messenger RNA. It is a transcript of the gene b4galt3, whose product is annotated as UDP-Gal:betaGlcNAc beta 1,4- galactosyltransferase, polypeptide 3. Lineage: Eukaryota; Metazoa; Chordata; Actinopteri; Acipenseriformes; Polyodontidae. The transcript is spliced from 7 exons. Gene Ontology annotation, molecular function: glycosyltransferase activity. Bases 393 to 1862 code for a protein of 489 amino acids. Gene Ontology annotation, biological process: galactosylceramide biosynthetic process; carbohydrate metabolic process. The record is from RefSeq and is a predicted model, not a curated record.